AUGGUUGACUGUGUCCACCGUCUUUCUGUGCGUCUACUGCUGGGUGAAUCUAUAUCUGAUAUUCUCUGUGGCUUACCCUACCCCAGCAUCACAUUCCCUCUUUCACUACCGAUCAACGCAUUCCAAGUCACUUUGGAAGGAGGAUCCAACGGAUUGGCAACCGCACCGGCAGUCGUUACUGGCACGUUUUUGCGUGAAUCAGGCGAUCCUGCCGGUAUAACGAUCCCCCUUGUUAAUAUCAGCGAUCCCUCUGGCCCCCAAGUCAUCCAAACUGAAAUUCCACCGGACAGCGAAGAUUCUGGAUCUUUUUCAAUAACUCUCACUGAUCCUGGAACGUACCAACUUGCACCUGCAGACGGGCAGGGUAACACUAUCGGGGACAGCAACGCCAUCACGGUGGUUUCCGCUACUGCUGAUAGUCAAACGACUCCGACUCAAACGACUGCUGUGGUCAAUCCAACGAGCGCGAGUGAAACUUCAGUUGUAGUCGUACAGAACACUGUUGAAAUAAUUACCUCCGCAAGCAACAGGAUUACUCCUACAACUGCACGCACUUCUGAGUCUUCAGGUACAACCUCCAGUGACGAGCACAUUUCGACUUCGACGACUGUACAUACAUCUUCUGACCUAGUUCUCACUCGAACCCCUGGCCCCAGUUUCUCUCAAAUAACUUCAACUUCAACUUUUACAGGAGCAUCCUUUACAACCACACGAUUUUUUACAUUCAUCUCGGCUUCUGGUAUCUCGACUCUCACAGCCCCUUCAGUAUCACUUACCACCACUAUCACUUCUAGUGGGAUUUCUUAUCCUACCUCGCCUGCUACUAAUCCUAGCUCAGUUAGAAAAACACGAACUGGCCGCAUUAUCGGUGGCAUAUUUGGAGCGAUUGGAGGAAUAAUUCUCCUCGCUCUUCUCUACUAUUUCGCCAGACGGAAACCAGCUAUCUCCCAUUCGCUCAAUACCCUGAAACAAACAAUUUCUCACCGACUCGAUGCUGUGAAACAAACGAUCUCCAAUUGGCUGCAUCGGUUGUAUAGUCGCAUGAAAUCCGUCAACAUUGGUGUAACCAGGAAUGUUUCCAACGGUAGAAUAGGCAUUGUUAGUCAACAGAACCGUUGGUAUAGAGCCAGUGGUGCUGCAUCAUCAAUACUUCCUUUCGCCCGAAUGCACUCUCCAACACACUCAGGGAUUGAGGUGUCCGAACCAAUGGCGAUGGCAUACGAUGGUAUGGCCCCAAUGUCUGUGCAUGCUUCAUCUGUUGCUGCAGCGACCUACGAUGUCGACCUGGGACAUUUAGGAAUGGCAGAUGGCAACAAUAAUGAUCAUGGAAUCUAUGAAGGUCCCUCAUUGUUGCCAUCUUUCAGACGACCAAGUGAUUCUACCACACUAGUCUUGGCAUCGAGAAAUGAUCCCUUCAACGAGGAAGUCGACCCUCGAGCCGAGCCAAGUCGAAUGCGUAGUGUAGACAGACUUCGUGUCAGCGGCGAGCUACCAUUGCACUCGUCGCUUACAUCGAGUUUAAUCGCAAAUGUAAAUGUUUCUAGGGGUUCACUGGACAAGAAAUCUACUGGGAGAGAAAGCCUGAUCAGCGCGGGGUCUCCGCCCCCAUCCUACUCAUCCCACACGCCCCCUACCCACCGAGUUGUUCCAGCAUCCCUACUGCCUCCGAACUAA
Molecule: messenger RNA, 1674 nt
Organism: Lentinula edodes (shiitake mushroom)
Lineage: Eukaryota; Fungi; Basidiomycota; Agaricomycetes; Agaricales; Omphalotaceae
Exons: 5
Coding region: 1-1674 (557 amino acids)
Source: RefSeq, a predicted model, not a curated record